GGUUUAAGCUAGCUUGUAUUGAAACUGAACUUUCUUUUCGUCAACUUCUCUUAUAAUCCCAAAAACAACUCUACAGAGAGAGAGAGAUUUGAGAGUGCUGACAUUUGGAAAUAGUCCUAGAAAUGGGGCUCGGUGCUAACCUGCGCAGGGAGGUGGCGUUUCCAUUGUUGUUAACGCUAUGGCUUUGGCGAUAUAUUCAAGUGAGUGAAGGGAUAUGGUUAAAUCUGCCGGCGACAGGAACAAAGUGUGUCUCUGAGGAAUUGCAUUCCAAUGUUGUUGUUUUAGCCGAUUAUGUUGUCGUUGCUAAUGACCAUUCUCUUGUCCCCACUAUCUCUAUCAAGGUUACGUCACCCUAUGGGAACAAUCUUCACCACAGGGAGAAUGUGACACAUGGUCAAUUUGCAUUCACAACUCAUGAAGCUGGCAACUAUCUGGCAUGUUUCUGGAUGGAUAGCCAUCCUAAAGGAAGUGGAGAUAUAAGUGUUAAUCUUGACUGGAAAACUGGAAUUGCAGCUAAGGAUUGGGAAUCAGUUGCAAGAAAAGAGAAGAUUGAGGGUGUUGAACUUGAGCUGAGGAAACUUGAAGGAGCAGUGGAGGCCAUCCACGAGAAUUUACUCUAUCUCAAAAGCAGAGAAGCAGAGUUGAGGACAAUGAGUGAGACAACAAAUGCUAGAGUUGCAUGGUUUAGUAUCAUGUCUUUAGGUGUCUGCAUUCUGGUCUCAGCUCUGCAGUUGUGGCACUUGAAGCGAUUCUUUCAAAAGAAGAAGCUUAUCUAGAGUAUAAGAUAGUGAUGAACGGAACAACACAGAAUAAGCAGUUGCAUCAAACUUCUUUAGGCAGUAAGAAAAUGCAGCACCUCCUAAUAUCAUCUUCAUCCCAAAGAGUAAAACAAAGCACUCAUGAGGUAAUGAGUAAAAGGGGAAUGGCACAAGCAAGUAGCAGGUUACCUUUUUGCGUUGUUUUCUUACCUCACUACCCUGCUGAAAUUGACUGGAGAAUUCCAAAGAUGCCUAACCUAAGACAUAGCUAUAUUUUCAACUAUCAUUCUAUAAGCAAUCUUAAAGCUUUACAUUCAUACUUUA
Molecule: messenger RNA, 1082 nt
Organism: Ricinus communis (castor bean)
Lineage: Eukaryota; Viridiplantae; Streptophyta; Magnoliopsida; Malpighiales; Euphorbiaceae
Product: transmembrane emp24 domain-containing protein p24delta3
Exons: 5
Coding region: 123-776 (217 amino acids)
Biological process (GO): endoplasmic reticulum to Golgi vesicle-mediated transport; Golgi organization; intracellular protein transport
Cellular component (GO): endoplasmic reticulum; endoplasmic reticulum-Golgi intermediate compartment; Golgi apparatus
Source: RefSeq, a predicted model, not a curated record